UCGAAUGUAACUCAAGUAUUCUUCACAAUCGCCAAAAGUCUCAGUUUUAAAAGAUAAAUAAAGCUUAUUUUAAAUAUAUUGCAUUUACUUACUUUAAUCGCGUCAAAGCCUUGUAAGAGAUGGAUGUAUGCAAAACUAUAACUGAGAAAUUUCCGUGCCGAAAAAAAAUUGUAAAAGAACUUAUCAAUCUUAUUAGUUACGAUGAGGAAAUGUUUCCCAAUGCUAUACACAUACAUGGGCACACCGGCACUGGGAAAACAACAAUAAUUAAGCAUUUACUGAAAGAAAGUGUACGCCGCAACAAUGAGAAUGUAUUUAAUGUAGCAUUCGUUAAUUGUGUUGAAAGCUAUUCUUCGAGAAUACUUUUUGAAAACAUAGCGGAAACUUUAUGCAGCGAGAAUGCUGAAGAGGUCAAAGUUGAAAAUCUGAAAGACUUCGUUGAACGGUUACGGCAAUUAAAAACAGAAGAUACUCGCUACAUAAUAGCUUUAGACAAUGCAGAACGGUUAAGAGAUAUGGAGGCGAAUGUUUUACCAUCGAUAUUGCGUUUACAAGAACUCAGUGGAUUGAAUCUUUGUGUAAUAUUAAUAACACAACUGCCACUAGAAAAAUUUUACUGUAAAACUAGUAUUGAUGAACCUAUUAUUGUAUACUUUCCACAGUAUACAAAGUCUGAAACACUUAAAAUAUUGAGCGCGGAUUUUAAAAAUGCGCAAAAUCUUUUGAUCUCACAACUACAACGCAACAAAACUGAAAAUUUAGAACAAAAAAUAGAUGUCAUUAACACCGUAUCCCGGGACUUUUUUAACAAUUAUUUAAAUUUGUUUCUAGGUGUCUUCUAUAAGGCAUGUCGUGAUCUAUCUGAACUGAAGAUUACGGCAAGAAAAUGUUUUACUUAUUAUAUGACACCUAUAUUAGAAGGUAACGUUGAUAUGUCUGAUGUUUCUCGUCUCUGGCGUUGUGUUGCUGGCCAAUUGCGAACCGCACUCAUGCAGGUUUAUAUACGUAAUGGGCAACCGAAGAGUGGAGCAGAGCUGAAUGAUAAAGAUAGUGUUAAAAUAGCACAGUCCUUGGAACUUCCCUACUAUGGAAAGUACUUGUUGAUAGCAGCUUUCAUCGCAAGUUAUAACUCUUCAAAAGAAGAUAAACGUUUGUUUGUUAAAAAUCACGGAAAACGGCGAAAACGCAUGCAAGCCGUUAAUGCCAAAGCGAAAGUAGCCGAAAAAAUGAGCACCUACAUUGGACCGAAGUCUUUUAGUGUUGAUCGCCUUUUGGCCAUAUUUUAUGCUAUACUGGAAGAAAAAGUUGGUUUGACUUGUAAUUUAUUAUCCCAAAUAUCAACAUUAGUCAACCUAAAACUGCUUAGCUUUGUUUCGGGUGAAAAUUCAAUGGAUGGCACUUCUCGCUUGCAAUGUACAGUUGGUCUUGAGUUCAUAGUUUGCAUAAGUCAAGUUGUUGGGUUUAAUGUGCGUCAAUAUUUAUGCGAUUUUAAUUAAUAUUUUUGGUUUAUUUACAUA
Molecule: messenger RNA, 1517 nt
Organism: Ceratitis capitata (Mediterranean fruit fly)
Lineage: Eukaryota; Metazoa; Arthropoda; Insecta; Diptera; Tephritidae
Gene: Orc5
Product: origin recognition complex subunit 5
Exons: 3
Coding region: 120-1496 (458 amino acids)
Biological process (GO): DNA replication initiation; DNA replication
Cellular component (GO): nucleus; nuclear origin of replication recognition complex
Molecular function (GO): ATP hydrolysis activity; DNA replication origin binding
Source: RefSeq, a predicted model, not a curated record